Messenger RNA from Sphaeramia orbicularis (orbiculate cardinalfish), 7243 nucleotides. Its product is annotated as BCL-6 corepressor-like. The record is from RefSeq and is a predicted model, not a curated record. Gene Ontology annotation, cellular component: nucleus. Bases 927 to 6407 code for a protein of 1826 amino acids. NCBI's taxonomy places the organism in Eukaryota, Metazoa, Chordata, Actinopteri, Kurtiformes, Apogonidae. Gene Ontology annotation, molecular function: protein binding; transcription corepressor activity. Gene Ontology annotation, biological process: negative regulation of transcription by RNA polymerase II. The transcript has 14 exons.
GCUUAUGGUAAUUGCGGUCUCCCGACUGGCCUUCUGGGUAGAGUCUGCGCGAGUGGGAGUGGAGCGAGUCGCUCGGUCUCGGCAGCGUUCAUCCAUUCUGUGCGGCACUCCCCGUACAGCUCCGUGCGUCCUCGGUGCGAACCGGGGCUCCGACCGGGGUAUUCUUGAAGCUUCGCGAGAAACGCGGGACAGAAAGCUACACGGAAUAACCUUCAACAACCUUUCCGACACACGGAUUCCGGCGUCUGAGAGGACAUGGAGUGACUGAGAGCGGGAGAAAGGGGCUUUUUCCGAGGACGGCGUGCUCCGCUGAAACCCAACAUGGCGCUGCUGCGAGGUACGGCCAAGCUGAAUUAAUGUCUCCGCGAGUCCACCGACCUCGCCACCUGUAUCCUUAGGGGCCCGGGCCGAGCGGCGCACAGCCUCUGCCACUGAAAGGACCCGAGCGGAUUUUCAGCUAAAUUGUGGAUUUCUCUACGUCCUGACGUUUGUUUCUCCUCCGCGCAGGAUCUUUUUGUUGCUUUAUGGAAACCCCAGUGACAUUGGCAGCAGCAAAAAAGUCCGCUUGAAUAUCGGGUAAUGGAUCAGAGUUGACUGUAGACAAUAGAUCUGAGACAAAGAGCUUUAAAUGUGAGACUGCUUUUGUUUCGUGACAAGUGGAUAACCUGUUAGACACUUUUAGUUGUUUUUGUCCUCGGUCGGGAUUGUCUGUCUUCAGCAGACAGGACCGUAACCAGGCAGUCUACGUACGCACGGAUCGCUGCCCUCGCGGCUAACUUGGCAAAACAGGAAAAAGGCGUGAGUCCAGACGCACGGACGAGGACUGGAACUAGCAUCAAUUAACCAGGGCAACAUCUGUUCGUGAUGUCGAUGCUGAGACACAAACCAACCUGGAACUAAGACAAGGGAACCACAUCACACAAAACAUGGUGGAUGCACGGUUGACGCCCCUGGCUGCGAUGGGGCUAGACAGAGGAACUCUGAUUCACGAUGGGCUUCGUCUCCAUGGUGGAGUUGUUUAUCCAGGGAUCAGAGCGUUGCCAGCUGAGAAGAGCCGAGAGACGCCUGCCCUUCCCCUCAGUUAUAGCAGGGAUGGCCUUCCAGAGCUCAUCUACAAGCCUGAUGGCCCACUGGACAGUCGUAAGCCUACUAAUGGAUACCUCGGCCUCUAUAAGGGAACCCCUCCAAGUCUCCACAAGCCUGUGCUGGUUCCUGGAGCAGAAGGUCUAGGCUUGGAACGCAGAGUAGGGCCUGGGGAAAAAGCAUCUGAACUGGGUUUGGCAGGUGCUGGUGGCAGCUACCUCCGUCUGCCAUGGCUCAGCCCCUACCCUGAAGCAAGCAUGUAUCCGUUCAUGGACUCCAAGUUUGCAGCUCUUAACAUGUACAAAGCAUCCUUGCUCAGCCAACCCAACCCCUAUCUUCCCCAGCACCUGGCCUAUCCUUCUCUGUGUGCAGCCCAGGGUGGCAAUGUUAACCCUGCUGCAGCCCCUUCCCCUGCCGAGAGGCUCUACUAUAUGCCUCCAUAUCCUCCCUCCCCCAUCUCAUCCCCGAUGGUGGGAACCCCUAUGAGGAUUCCUGCAGUCACAGUGGCCCCCACCUCAUUGGUACACUGCCAUGACAAGGGCCUUGGUGUUGCACCCCCAUUCCCACAGCAGCUUCACCAACUUUCCCCUCAUCCACAGCACCAUCAGGCUGCUACAGACCGGGACCGGUCCCCAAACAGGAGCAGCAGACCAAGCAGACCUCCCUCUAGGAAGGGCUCCAGCAGCAAUAAUAACAGCAGUAGUUCUAACACUAGCAACACCAGUGGUGGAAAUGAUAAUAGUCUGCCUACUGAUUCAUCCCCCCAUGCAUCUUCUCGCCUUCCCCAGCCUCCUGCUCUGAUUGACAGUUCACUGGAUUUACAAAGGCCAGUGGCUAGAAUAGGGCAGCUGCCUGCCUCCUCCACUUCUUCAGUAUGUGCCUCAUCCUCUUCCACUCAGUCCAUUCCUCAUCCAUUCUCUGUAAGCAGUAUGGCAGACCAGUCCUCUCCAGCCCGGCCCAGCCCUCACAAAUCCAGGCCAAGAGAUGGUGUGCCUGAGCACAGAAUUGUGGGGGCUGAGAGGAGAUCCAGCAGGUCACCCUCCAAACCUCAUUUUGAAAGACCAGCCCAUCAACCUCAAGUAACCAAAGACUCAGCAGAAAAGCCCUUGGAUUUGUCUGGACGAAUGCUGGAGUUUGGACUGCCUCCAAAUGGAUUCCCAGUCAAGAUAGACGCAAUGGCAUCAGGCACACGUUAUGGGCUGCCCCAUAACAGAGAGCUCUUAAAAGAAAAUAUGUCCCUGUCUCCUUCCUCUCAUGCUCAUUCUGUGGUCAGCAGCACUUCUUCAAAGGUCUCAGAGAGGCCAGAAAUGAUCAGCACUUUACACUCCUCCUGGGUAGUACCUAGUCCAUCUCCUUCUCAUCCACAGCAUACAUCAGGCUUACCCCCCUCACCAAGACCUAACACAGACCUGGGCCUCUCCCAAGUCAAAGGCUCUUCACCUUCUGUCAUCAAACACAAGAGUCUGGAGAGAGUACAUCCUCAGCAGCGUAGCUCAUCCUGUCCAAGGAUAGGGGAGCCCAACCAUACUGUUCCAUCUACUCAGCAUUCUGGCUCAUCUCUUGCUAGUUCAAGGCCUCUUUCUCCAAAGCCUAGUGGUGAGUGGGUCAAACAGAGCCCCAACCAAUCUGAACAUGCAUCAGUCAUAGGUCACCACAGAGAGGGAACAGAAAAGUCCUCACAGCCCACUAAGAGAGGUGAAACAACUCCUGAUGUUUCAUCCUACAAGCGCCCCUGUUUAGAGAACGGCCACCCUCCUGGCCACCUUUACCUUCCACAGAGUGAGGCUUACCUGAACCACAGCUUGGCCUAUGCCAAUAGAUACCUGCACUACCCCAUCCCUGAUGGUAUGGCACUGCACUCACUGCCUCUCACAGGGAAGGGCCCAGUCUAUCCUCAUCCAGUAUUGCUUGGCAGCAACAGCCUUUACCCAGGUCAUUUGGCACCAAAACAUCCUUUACCCUACCACAACCUCCCAGCCGGUCCAGGGGGGGAAUACCUCACUUAUAACUCACAGGAGAUGGCCCAUCCCCUGAUGCAGCCUCACUCAGACAGCAAGCCACCAGAAAGGGGAGAUGCUACUUUGAAACCCAGAGGACCGGAGAAAUCUCGGGGAGCUGCUGAAGAAUGUGGGGCUCACAGAGACCGUAACAGUGGGAAAGAGACUGGUGAUGGGAGCCAAACAAAACCUGAUAGGGAAACAGGAGCACAAGGUCAGAGUGGAAGUCAAAGCAAAACUUCCUCUGUAACAUCCAGGGAAAAGAUCAUCUGCAUCGACCUUGUGCACUCAGACACAGAUAUGGAGUCUACUCCAACAGUUCACAAACAGCCCUCUGCUGAGCCUAGCGCUAAGGUUGUCCAAACGGAAUCUUCUAAUAGUGAUCAUAAUGCAACAAAGUCUGACUUUGAACCAAAACACCACAUUUCCCAUCCAUAUUCAGUUCAGUCAGGAAAUGCCCCCACCCUGAAGCCCAACCACACUGAUAGAGGGUCAGAAACUCCAUUUGGGAAAACAAUGGUUCCUCAGGACACAGGCUGUCCUGGGAUGACAGCUACCACAUCCCCAAAUUCUCCAGGGCAAGAGACUGAGGCAGAGGACAGCCCAGAGGAAAAGAGCCCCAGCCCAGAACCUGACGACCAAGACCAGAGUACCUUGCGCUGUGCCCGCACAUCUGGGGAGCGUAGCUCUGGUAAAGACAAAGGGGACAGGGACAGAACUCCAAAUGUUACUCAGUACUGCACAGAAGUGGUAAAGGAGUCAGACCAGGAGAUGGUGUGUGAGAGGGAGACUGAGAAGGAAGACAGUAUUGUUGACCUAGGGGAGUCUCAAGGAGAAGGGGAGGAGGAUGAAGACGAUGGUAGUCAGACUUCAUCUAAAAGCUCUCGUAGAUCCAGUCUGGCUAAAAGGAUUGCUAACUCCUCAGGCUACGUUGGUGACCGCUUUAAAUGUGUCACCACUGAGCUGUAUGCUGACUCCAGCAAGCUGAGCCGUGAACAGAGAGCAUUGCAGAUGGAAGUCAUAUCACGAGAGGGGAGUAAUAUAAGUCAACCUGCAGCUAACUGGGAGCGGGCAAUGAUGCGGUUCUCGGAGCUGGAGCUGAAGGAGAAGGAGGGCGGCGGUGUGUGUGUGUCUGCCUCGGCAGUGGCAGCAGGACGAGAGCUGGCAGACGGCCAGCGCAGAGAGCGAGCGCUGGAACACUGCCAACACACCACCAGGCAGGGAGAGAGGGAGGGUAUUCGGCUGCCUCAUGGUAACAGAGUUCCAGUUCUGCAGAGGUGUGGAGUCCUGAGGGAGCCUUUAUCUCCGGUACAGGGGACCCAAGAUGGGGCCAGAGGCACCAGCCACGGAGGACUGAAGGAUGCAACCAGGAAGGUGGCAAGGGAACCUGAGGGAGGCCACUGUGCACCACCCACCUUGACACCAGCAAAAGGGUACCCUGAAGAUAAGGCCAACGCGGGAUUUGGAUCCACCAGGAAACGGCCUAAGCCAGAGCAGGAGGACACACAGAGGGAUGAAGGAGAACGUGUCUCCCAUCCCGAGAAAAAGCCCAAGAUCUCCACCGAUGAACAUGAGCAUGCUAGUCCAGAUGAAGACGACGACGAUGACGAGGUGCGGAAGCUGAAAGUGUGCAUUGAGCUGAAGGGACUGCGACUCAGCAAGCCCACCACUGGUGCAGCUUCACCCGACAGGUCCCAAAUGAAACAGGAAAAAGCCUGGACUCAGCCUCGAUUGGUCUCCUCGGCCCAGAACCUACGGGAGCGCAAGAUGAAGGCCGGCGAGCCAGAGGACAGAGCUGCAGCGCAGAGAGCCGAGAUCAACAGGAAAUGGGGUUGUGAGAAGCUACUUAAUGGAGUAGCUGCUUCUCCCCUUCCCCCCAGCCAGCUGAAGGACAGAGCGCAACUACCGGGCCCCUUCUCAGGUGACCGUGGCCUCAAGGAGCCCAGAAGGGGCCCUCCUUCUCCGACCCCUGAGCAGUCGUUGGGCGGAACCCCUCCCCUCAAGCCUCGUCGCCAUAGUGACACAGACAAACCCAAGGGCAAGCGGCCGUGCAAGACCAAACACACCAGUCAGAGGGAGCGAGAGCGGGAGAAAAGGAAGGAGGCCACACCUAACAGUCCGGGCCAGCGCUGCGUGGCUGAUCUGGGAGCAGCUGAAGAUGACAAGCCGAGUGAACAGCGUGGCGCUCCAAGGAAGAGAGCCGCCUCUCCUAAUCAUUAUCCCUGCUCUCCAGUCAAGCCCUGUUCUCCCGCCGUGCUGUGUCCUCCCUCCCUGCAAAUCCAGGCGAACGGCAGAGUGGGCGGCAUCCCACCAGAAGGGGCCGGGGUGCACAGGACCCCCCCUGCCGAGCCCCCUGCGCUGCGUCCCAUCCCGCCGGAGGCUCGACGGCUGAUCGUGAACAAGAACGCAGGGGAGACUUUACUCCAACGAGCGGCGCGCCUGGGCUACGAGGAAGUGGUGCUGUACUGUCUGGAGAACAGAGUAUGUGAAGUGAAUCAUCGAGACUAUGCUGGUUACUGUGCUCUACAUGAGGCGUGUGCCCGCGGCUGGCUCAGCAUAGUCCAACACCUGCUGGAUUAUGGGGCCGACAUCAACUGUAGUGCACAGGAUGGCACCAGACCGAUUCAUGAUGCUGUGGAGAAUGAUCACCUGGACGUGGUUCGUGUCCUUCUGUCCUAUGGCGCUGAUCCCACCUUGGCUACAUACUCUGGCCGUGGCCUGCUCAAGAUGACCCACAGUGACAGCAUGGAGCGCUUCCUCACUGAUUAUUUUGCUGACCUUCAGGGCCGCUCAGAUGACGACCCAGGACUUUAUUGGGAAUUCUACGGCAGCGCUGUGUGUGAAUCCACUGAAGAAGGCGGUGUCUAUGACAUCCUUGCUGACCCUCCUGGCCCAGAUGAUGAGGAUGAAGAUGACAAAAGAGAAGUGUUUGAGUUUGAGUUCUCUGACAGACCACUGCUGCCUUGCUACAAUAUCCAGGUGUCCCUUUCCCAGGGGCCAAGGAACUGGCUGCUACUUUCAGAUGUGCUUCGGCGCCUGCGGAUGUCUGCACGAGGCUUCCGACAGGCCUUCCCCCACAUGGAGGUGGUGACUGUAGCGGAGGCAGAGUUUUACCGGCAAGCCUCUCUGUCGCAGCUAUUCUCCUGCCCAGAGGAGCUGGAAGGCUUCCAUUCAGACAGCAAGGAGCUGCUGGACCUGGUGGAAGACAGUGCCGAGCUGGCUGCCCUGCUGGGCUCCACACUGGAGUGUCUGGAUGACCGCUGGGACCACCCAGGGGACAAGCUGAAGGAUAAAAUCAAGGCUAUUGGGAAGUUGGGCUCAUCCUGACCCCUGGGCCCACUAAACGCUGACCUUGAUCCUUAUGGACUGCAGUUUGCUUUAGAACCAACCAGGGGUUAUGAUGAUUUGCCUUAGCCUGACCCUUAGUUCCUGCGCUUCGGCCCUGCUCUGGUCCAGCACUGGUGCACUGUACAGAUAAACUGACCUGCUGGCUGUCAGGACUGCUGAAACGAUCUUCUGUUAACUGAGGAUUAACAAAUCUGGGACUCCGUUAAUUAAUAAUGGUCUUAUUUUUAUAAAUUAAUAUAUGUAAAAAAUAAAUGAAUAUAUAUAUAUAUAUCUAUAAAAAUAAAUAUAUAUAUAAUAUCAAGAGAUUUCUUUUCUUUGGGAUGUUGCUCAUGACUCCUGAAAGAUUUUGUAUGGCAACAGAGUGUAGUCGUGUUGCCUGUAGUUGGAUGGAGUGUGUGGGCGCGCAGCACAUUGUGCAUGUGUGUAGCUGUACAGAAUAGUACUAAGACUGUGCUAUUGAAUGUGGUAUUUGUGUUUAUAGGAAGCACAUGAUGUCCUUUUUUUCCCUCCUCAGACUUCAGCGCUUGCUUGAGCCUCAGGGGCUAUAAUGUUGUAUUUUUUUGGUUCAAAGUUGGCUUCCUGUUUAGUCUGUAAUUUAACUUGCAAAACGACAAAAUUGUUUGUAUUAUAAAGUUUUAAGACCAUGUAGAUAUUCACCUUUCGGCACAGAGCUUGUAUAUAACAGGGAAGCUACUGCAGUAAAGUAAUUUUUGGUGUGUUCAUUUUUGUUUUAACUUUGUAAUUAAAAUAUCUCAUUUGUAUUUAUAUUUUACAAAGGAAGUUGCUUUAAAAUAAAUAUACAAACUGCAAGAUGA